Molecule: messenger RNA, 1395 nt
Organism: Nomia melanderi (Alkali bee)
Lineage: Eukaryota; Metazoa; Arthropoda; Insecta; Hymenoptera; Halictidae
Source: RefSeq, a predicted model, not a curated record
AUGGAUCCACGACACCGAUAUCUCGCGGAAGAAUUAGAAAAGAAGGAAUCAGAAGUUUCCCAAUUGCAUAGUCACCUCCACGAAACGAGAGCCAAGUUCAUCCAACUGGAACAAGCUUUUAAAACGAACUUGCAGCUACAAACCAGACGGGAAGCUGAGUUUGAUCAUUUGAAAAAUGAAUUUCAAGAGCUUCGGAAGCUUAACGCUGACACGUUACAAGCAAGAGCAGAAUUAAGCUCCAGACUAAUGAAUACGGUAAUUGAAAGGGAUCAUUGGAAAAACACCUUCCUACAACAAAGAGAAUUUGUCAUGAGAAAUAAAAUUGCUUACGAGAAUGCAGCGGCUUCGGUGAAACAAGAAUGCGAAGAUAUUUUGAUGAUCUCGCGAGAAACUACAGAGAAACAAUUUCAUGAACUAAUCGAGCUUUAUAAUGGAACUAGAGAGAAGUUGAUCCAACUAGAGGAAGAGGUAGGAAGGUACCAAAGCUGUCGACGCGAGUACGAAAACCGUACUUUCGAGCUGGCGAACCUUCUUGAAACUUUAAACCGUUUCGACGUGGAUGUCAGUUCUGUCUGUCAACUUGCGGCAGAAGCUUUGAAGAACUUGACCGAACCGGGAAACUUAUUCGAAGGAAGUAUGAAAAACCUGAGACACAUCACUUGGGACACAAGAGCCAAAAAAGAUCAAACAGAGCUGGUAUUGUUACAGAAACAGAAUACCGUUUUAAAAGAAAUAGUGAAGAGUCUUAAGAAAAAGAUACAGUGGCAAACGCAUAACGAAGUCCCGGAGGAAGGAAUCGAUCAUCAAAACUGUCUCGCUUCGCAGGAAACGGAAAUAAUUACAAGAAAUUGUAGUAGCAGCUUACCUGACAGGUUGACGUUCCUUGAAAAUCACACAGAAAAUAAAGACUUAAACUCAUUAUCUGAGUCAGAUCGUAAUGAAAAUCGGGAUAGUAAACAUUCUAAUGAAAAUAAAACAAUGAAUACUUGCGGUCGAGUAUUCUGCAUAGAAUCGCAUUCAAAUGGUCGGUUGUACGAAGAGUAUAUUUUCAAAUUAUCAUCUAACAGAGAAAUGAAAUUAAAAUAUCCUGUCAUAUUAAAUAACAGCGAGACUAUGGUUCAAAUGGAAUUCAUUGAUGACGAGACCGAAUAUGAAAAAGCGCUGUUAGACCGAAUUAUAAUAUUUUUUAAAAAUAUAUACGCAUCCGUGAACGUAAAACGAACUGGCGUGCCAUGUGGCACACAAACGAUAAGACUAAAAACUUUGAAUAGAUCUACCCAAACGGCAGUGAUCGGAGUAAAAUCAUUUCUACGCUUAAACGCUGGUGUCACGGUAAGUAAACAAAUUUAUAAAUUUGUAGAUCAAAUUACAGAAGUCAUAUUUUAGACAUUCAAA